AUGUCGGGGGAAUCAGUAGCUCGAAGAGAGUCAUUUUCAAUGUUUCAACGAGAAUUGAAAGAGCCAAUUGAGCUGCGAAUUGUGACAUUGAAUGCUUGGUGUUUGCCUCAACCAUGGCCAAUUGGAAGUGCAGAUCGAUUGAAAAGAUUGGAAAAAAUUGCCGAUUAUAUGAUUGAAGAAAGUUUUGAUAUUGUUGGAUUGCAAGUGAGUUAGAAUUUGAAAAAAAAUUCAGAAGUUUCUCUGAAUUUAUUGGGAAAAAGUAAAAACCUAGAACUUAAAAAAAAUGAAAAUUUUAUAGAAAUAACAACCUUGCUAAAAAAAUGAAAAAUUUCCGGAAUUUUUUAUUUAAAUUCUGAAGACAACUUUUUGCUAGAAUUCAAGCUUUCAAAACUUGUGGAUUUUUUUCCUGAAAAAAUUUUGCAAUGUCAUUUCCAAAGCUAAUUUUUUUAAUCUUCGAAUUUGUAUUUCUCUCCGGGAUUUUCUCAGGAUUACUGUAGCUGGUCCUAUUUUUUCGAAAAAUAAAAAUUGAAAAAAAUGAUGUUGUACGUGAAGAUCCUAAUUUUCCCAUUUUAUUUUAUUUUCAAAAAUUUUGGAAGUUCUCUCAAGUAUUAUUUUCGGUGUUUUUCAAUCUCCAAUAUUAUUUUUUUCCAGGAACUUUGGAGUUAUUAUGAUUUUGUUCGCCUUUCCGAACAAGUAUCCGGAGCAUAUCCAUUUUUCCAUUAUUUUCAUUCUGGUUUCACUGGAAGUGGUGUUUGUGUUUUUUCGAAACAUUCGAUCACAUCAACAUUGACUCAUAGGUUGGUUUUUCUUCUUUAAAAAAAAAAAUUUCUUUUGAAAAGCUGAAGAGGUGAAAUAUAAAUUCGAAUUGUUUUUUCACUCCAAAAAAUUGCAGAUAUUCUUUGAAUGGAUUUGCUCAUCAUAUUCAUCGCGGUGAUUGGUUUGGCGGAAAAGUUGUUGGAUUAGUUGAACUUGAAGUCGGAGAUAUUCGUGUAAAUUUUUAUUCGACACAUUUACACGCGGAAUACGAUCGAGAAAAUGAUUUGUAUCUUCCACAUCGAACAUCGCAAUCUUUUGAAUUGAGUCAAUUUGUGAGACAUACUGCACGAGGAGCUGAUGUUGUUAUUGUAACUGGUGAUUUGAAUAUGGAACCAUGUGAUUUGGGUUUUCGAUUGAUUCUUACACAAGCAAAAUUGUUUGAUGCUUGGAGAAUGAGUCAUGAAGUUGGAGUUGGAGAUGGAGAUGAAUUAGAAGGAUUGAAUAAAUGUAGAGGAAUUGGAAGAGGUGGAACUUGUGAUCGACCAGAUAAUAGUUAUACAAAAAAAGCAUUGAAAGAUGUUGAUGAAAGUAAAAGAAUUGAUUAUGUAUUAUUUAAAAGUGGAAGAUGUAAUGUGAAAUUGGAAGAAUGUGAAAUAACAUUGAAUCAAAUACCAAAUGAUACAAUUUGUUAUUCUGAUCAUGUUGGUCUUUAUGCGAGAUUUACAAUUGAUUCAAAUACAAAAAGACAAGAAAGUGUUAAUUGGGAACCAAAUCGACCAUUAUUGAUUGAAGCAAUUGGAAUUGUAUCAGGUGGUGAAAGAAGAGCAAGAUAUGAUCGAAUGUUCUUUUUUGCAUUGGCUGCCAUUUGUUUGAUUCUCAUACUUGGAUCUUUGUUUUUGGAAUUCUUCCCGCUAUUUUUAGCUGUAGUACGGUUAGUUUUCUCUUCUUUUUUUCGCUUUCUCAAAUAAUUUUCUUAAAUUUAAUACUGAAAAAUCCAAAAUUUGUGAAAAAUAGAAAUUAGAGAGAAAAAACCAAAAUUCAAAAAUUUGGUCUUAAAAAUUCAAAAUUGAGAGAAAUGUCAAAUUUGAGAUGAAAACUUUGUUUGAGAAUUUUUGUUCGGAAAAUUGAUCCUCAAAAAUGUUGGCUCUCUUCCCCCUCCCCCAUUUUGUUUUUAUAAAUCCCAAAAUUACUAUCUCUUCAGAUUCAUCCUAACUGUGUUGGCAGUUUUCUAUGUUUGGCAAGGUUUGAUUGGUUUGACACUCGAAAGAAAAGCAUUGAAGGCCGCCAAACAAUCAAUGCAACAAAUUUUGAAUAAUUAG
This is a messenger RNA of Caenorhabditis angaria, 2075 nucleotides long. NCBI's taxonomy places the organism in Eukaryota, Metazoa, Nematoda, Chromadorea, Rhabditida, Rhabditidae. The record is from the annotation of a GenBank genome assembly.